Aureococcus anophagefferens is the source of this 1101-nucleotide messenger RNA. RefSeq lists its product as hypothetical. Gene Ontology annotation, molecular function: tRNA dihydrouridine synthase activity; flavin adenine dinucleotide binding; RNA binding. The record is from RefSeq and is a predicted model, not a curated record. Lineage: Eukaryota; Pelagophyceae; Pelagomonadales; Pelagomonadaceae. The annotation marks the transcript as partial. The transcript has a single exon. Gene Ontology annotation, biological process: tRNA processing.
GAGCGCAAGCUCGUGGACUUUUCCGGAAAGGUCUACGUCGCGCCGCUGACGACGGUCGGCAAUUUACCGUUCCGGCGCGUGUUAACCAAAUACGGCGCGGACAUCACCUGCGGCGAGAUGGCGCUGUGCCCCAAUCUGAACGACGGCCAGUCGUCGGAGUGGGCGCUGCUGCGGCGCCACAAGGACGAGAAGUGCUUCGGCGUCCAAUUAUCGGCCGCGCACGGCGACCAGUUCGGCCGCGCCUGCGAGGUCGUGGACAAGUACGGCGACGUCGACUUCGUGGACCUGAACAUGGGCUGCCCCAUCGAUUUGGUGUGCUCCAAGGGCGGCGGCGCGGCGCUCAUGCGGCGGAACAAGAAGGUCCGGAGCAUCUUAGAGAUGGGCCUCGAGCGGCUGUCGGUACCGAUGACGCUGAAGAUGCGCACGGGCUGGGACGAGGACCCGAAGCUGGCCCACACCAUGGCGGGCUACGCCCAGGCCUGGGCCCACGAGCUCGGCCCGGGCUCCGUCGCCUGCGUCUUCGUCCACGGCCGGAGUCGGACGGCGAGGUACUCGCGGGCCGCGAACUGGGCCUACGUCGAGACCGUGGCGAGGUGCCAGGACGACGCCAUCCCGAAGCUGCCCAUCAUCGGCAACGGCGACAUCAUGUCCUACGCCGACUGGGAGGAGAAGCGGAAAACGGCGCCGUCGACGUGCGACUGCGCGAUGCUCGCGCGCGGCGCGCUCAUCAAGCCCUGGCUGCCGACGGAGCUCCACGAGAAGCGGGCCUGGGACAUCUCGGCGUCGGAGCGUUUGGACAUCCUCCGCGACUUCGCCAAGUUCGGCCUCGACCACUGGGGCGCGGACGACUGCGGCGUCGGCCGCUGCCGCCGCUUCCUCCUCGAGUGGCUCUCGUUCCUCCACCGCUACACGCCCGUCGGCCUCCUCGAGCGCCUCCCCCAGCGCAUGAACGACCGCCCGCCCAAGUUCGUCGGCCGCAACGACCUCGAGACCCUCAUGGCCUCCGACGACUCCCGGGACUGGGUCACGAUCUCCGAGAUGCUCCUCGGCAAGGUGCCCGACGACUUCUCCUUCACGCCCAAGCACAAGGCCAACUCCUAC